Molecule: messenger RNA, 1749 nt
Organism: Ipomoea nil (Japanese morning glory)
Lineage: Eukaryota; Viridiplantae; Streptophyta; Magnoliopsida; Solanales; Convolvulaceae
Product: pentatricopeptide repeat-containing protein At3g42630-like
Exons: 3
Coding region: 84-1382 (432 amino acids)
Molecular function (GO): protein binding
Source: RefSeq, a predicted model, not a curated record
AGCGCGCAGUUCAAUACUUCAAUAUACCUUUCUUUUUUUGUUGAGCUUCUUGUUCUCCUCUUCGGCUUCAACACAGCUCUCAUAUGAUCAAGAACUGUAAGGUUCCACCGAGCUCGAUGAGCUUGGGGAAGGCUCGCCGCAGGACAUUCGAGGUCUUCCGUACAUGCAACCUUCACUCUCCCGGUGCAUCUGAAUUCCGCCGGAAUGCCCACCUCACUAACCCUAAGGAACCAUGGCACAACAAAGUGGAGAAAGUUGCUUUGAAUGGUUCUUAUGCAAACAUUGCUUCAUCGAUAGAGGACUUGAGUAUAAAAGGAUUACCUCUAGUAGCCGAAAGGCUUGUACUUGGUAUGAAAUCUGAAGGCUUUCUACUUGACAUUUCUACCCUAUCUGCUCUGAUGUUAUGCUAUGCCAAUAACGGUUUACUCAGUAAAGCACAGGCAGUUUGGGAUGAAAUACUAAACAGUUCUUUUGUGCUGGAUGUUCGAGUAGUUGCGAAACUAAUUGAUAUCUAUGGGUGCAUGGGAUAUUUUGAUAUGGUUGUCAAAAUUCUUCAUCAAGUACAGAUGAAAGACUCUAGCAUGGUUCCACGUGUUUAUGCACUGGCUAUAUCUUGUUUUGGAAAGAGAGGGCAACUUCAAUUGAUGGAAAUUACGUUAAAGGAAAUGGUUUCCAUGGGCUUCCCUGUAGAUUCUGCCACUGGAAAUGCUUACGUGAUAUAUUACAGCCGUUUUGGUUCACUUUCUGAAAUGGAACGGGCUUACAUGCGUCUUAAGAGGUCAAGGAUUCUCGUAGAGGAAGAAGCAAUUAGGUCGAUCUCUACUGCUUAUAUCAAAGAGGAGAAGUUCUACUAUUUGGGUCAGUUCCUCAGGGACGUAGGCCUUGGUAGGAAGAACGUUGGAAACCUGCUUUGGAAUCUUUUGCUACUAUCAUAUGCCGCGAAAUUCAAAAUGAAAAGCUUGCAGAGAGAAUUUGUCAGAAUGGUAGAAUAUGGAUUCCGUCCCGAUCUUACCACGUUCAACAUUCGUGCAAUGGCCUUUUCGAAAAUGUGCCUGUUCUGGGAUCUGCACGUAAGCCUCGAACACAUGAAGCAUGAAAAAGUGGUUCCUGAUCUCGUGACUUAUGGAUCUGUAGUUGACGCUUACUUGGACAGAAGACUAGGAAGGAACCUGGAUUUUGCUUUAAACAAAAUGAAUGUAAACGAUCGUGUUGCCAUGUUAACAGAUCCACUCAUUUUCGAGGCUAUGGGGAAAGGGGAUUUCCACUUGAGUUCAGACGCCUUCUUGGAGUUCAGUAGGAAACAAAGUUGGACCUAUAAAGAGCUUAUAAGAACCUAUCUCAAGAAAAAGUUCCGUAGCAAUCAAAUAUUUUGGAAUUACUGACAAUCCAGCUUCCAUCCACUUGUUUAUAUAUGCCUAAACUACUAAUCUUUCGACCUAACAGUUUGUGACAGUUGGUUAGUCGGCUGCUAAUGUAACUGGAAACUCUCCGGGUGUUAAAAAGCUCCGGAUUAGACCUUCUCCGGCAUAAGAGAAACUCUACGAGCGUGACUUGAACUGAAUCUGAAUUAACGAGCUUGACAUGAACUGAAUCUGUAUUAGUUUCGCAGCGAUAUGAUACCAAAAAACACUAUAAUCUUUUGGUAGGAGUCACAUGUUGUGUUUGUAUAUCCAUUGGAGUGACAUAAAUUUGUGACCUAUUACAUUUUAGAAAAUAGGUUUGUAAAAUACAAAUUUAUUAUAAAUUCAA